AAGGGUCCCCAGGCUCCCUCUCCCCCUUCUUCCAACGCCCGUACUCCUCUCCCUCCUCCUUCCACCACCAAAGCUCCUGUCAAAGUACGAGCACUUCCUCUCCUGUCACCCCUACCCGCCCACCUGAGAAAUUGUGACGGUUCUCCAAAGGGCUAGAAGGAUCUCAGGGCAAGCAUGAGCACGAGCGAGAUCACAAGCGCUGGUAUGUGCGAGAUACAGGAGGUGGAGGAGGAGCCGGGAGCCGCUGAGCCCCGGCAAGCGGUUCCGGCGAGCCCGGGGAAGGCCGUGGAUGGCGACGACGUGUACGUGGCAGUGGGGAAGAGUAGUUCAGGCAUGGAUGCACUCUCAUGGGCGUUGAAGUAUGUCGCCAAGCCUUCGAGCUUCGUCUAUCUUAUACACGUCUUCCCUGAGAUCCAUCAUAUUCCUACUCCAUUAGGAACAUUUCCAAAGCAUCAACUCGGUGAAGAGCAGGUGGAGAGCCACAUGAACCAAGAGAGGACCAAAAGACAAGAAAUGUUACAAAAGUAUCUAAACUUGUGCCAUAGUUCUAAGGUGGAGGUAGAUACGCUUCUCAUUGAGAGUGAUCAGACUGCAAAGGCUAUUGUUGAUCUUAUUCCAGUGCUCAACAUUACAAGGUUGAUCGUGGGUACCACGAAAUCUAAUUUAAGAAGAUGGAGGAGAAACAGCAAAGCAGAACAAAUACAUAAAAAUGCACCUGACUACUGCGAAGUCAAGAUCAUCUGUGACGGGAGAGAAGUUAAACCUCCUUCUCCGGCAACAGUAUCCUCACUAAAUCCUGUUACCACAGACGGCAAGAACAAAGAUAGCGAGCAGAGUCACAGAAACAAGGAUUCAAUACUUUGUACUUGCUUUCCAGGAAAAUCCACAUAGCCAGCUCUCAUGUUUCAUAAAUUGCACCUCUGAUGAUGUUUACCAGCAAAAAAACUAUUGAAAUCAUUCUUUUGGAACACUGUGAUCGUUCGUUUUCAUGAUGGACUGUAACAUAAACUUGAUAAAGUGAAAUUACCAAAGCAUUAUAUGACACUGUUUACAAAGCUAGUCAGCCUGCCUUCAAUAGAUUGAUAGAUCAAAGGUUGUUUUUUUCUUUUUUUUUGUGGAGCAACGUUAUUUUUUGUAGCAACUUAACUUAAAUGCACAUAAAUUCCACACUAUUCCGUGAAAUAGCUCUGCAUGAAGAUUUGAAUGCCCCAUUUUUGUGCCUAAUGAUACUUUCUACCACAAGCACUGUAUUGUUGGCUAGCUAGUUGGUUUAGUGAACUGGGAGAGCUAUCACUAAAUGUUUUGGUAGAAGAGUUAGUCAGCAAGCCUAAAGGCGAGUGCCCUAGA
This is a messenger RNA of Phoenix dactylifera (date palm), 1347 nucleotides long. RefSeq names its product Adenine nucleotide alpha hydrolases-like superfamily protein. The record is from RefSeq and is a predicted model, not a curated record. NCBI's taxonomy places the organism in Eukaryota, Viridiplantae, Streptophyta, Magnoliopsida, Arecales, Arecaceae.